Molecule: messenger RNA, 2104 nt
Organism: Melospiza melodia melodia
Lineage: Eukaryota; Metazoa; Chordata; Aves; Passeriformes; Passerellidae
Gene: E2F2
Product: E2F transcription factor 2
Exons: 6
Coding region: 1-1347 (448 amino acids)
Biological process (GO): regulation of transcription by RNA polymerase II
Cellular component (GO): RNA polymerase II transcription regulator complex
Molecular function (GO): DNA-binding transcription factor activity, RNA polymerase II-specific; RNA polymerase II cis-regulatory region sequence-specific DNA binding; protein dimerization activity
Source: RefSeq, a predicted model, not a curated record
AUGCUGCGGGUCCCCAGGGGAGUGUCCCCCUCCCCGGGGAGGGGGGGUACCGCCCUCCCGCCUCCCCACCGCCACCCGAAGAAGGUCAUGUCAGUGAUGGUCUCCUGUGAUCCGGGGGCUCCCAGCCUGGGCAGCCCCCCGUUAUCCGCAGGCUGUUUCACCCAGGUCUACACGCCAGCGGCUGUCAGCGCCCCCGCUUUGCGGGGCGGGUGCCUCUGUGACACCCCCCAAGGUCUCGAGCUCAGGACCCUCUGUUCGGCCUCGGCGGGACGGCUGCCGGCCAAGAGGAAGCUGGACCUGGAGGGCCCUGAAUUUCGGACGCCCAAGGGGAAGGGCUGGACACUGGCACAGGUCCCCAGCCCCAGGACCCCCAAGUCUCCUGGGGAGAAGACUCGCUACGACACCUCACUGGGGCUGCUCACCAAAAAAUUCAUCCAUUUGCUGAACGAGUCUCCCGACGGUGUUGUGGAUCUGAACCGAGCUGCCGAGGUGCUGGAGGUCCAGAAGCGUCGCAUCUACGACAUCACCAAUGUACUGGAGGGCAUCCAGCUCAUCCGCAAGAAAUCCAAGAACCACAUCCAGUGGAUGGGGACAGGGAUCUUUGAGGAUGCAGCAAUGGUGGCGAAGCAACAAGUGCUGCAUGAGGAACUGGCCGAACUGACUAGGACAGAGAGGAUGCUGGACCAGCUCGUGCAGGACUGUGCCCUGCAGAUCCAGCAGCUGGCUGACAAUGAGUCCAACCAGAGGCUGGCAUAUGUCACCUACCAGGAUCUCCGUGCCAUCAGCAGCUUCCAGGAGCAGACGGUGAUUGCCGUGAAGGCUCCCCCUGAGACGCAGCUGGAGGUGCCAGACUUCAGCAAGGAGAACUUUCAGCUCUACUUGAAGAGCACCAACGGCCCCAUCGAGGUGUACCUCUGCCCAGAGGAGAUCAUGGAGGAAAGCCCCAACAAGGACCACCCUGUACCCUCUGCUGUCACUUCCCCACAGGACCACUCUGUACCCCUUUGCCUGACAAACAGCUCCCCAUCAGCCACACAGCCACUCCACCCCAUCUCCCAGAGCUGGGGCAGCACAGGAACUCCUCUCUCACCCCCAUCUCUGCCUCUCCCAAUCCAGGGGGGACCCAGCUCACUGCUGGAGAUGGAGCCUGGGCUCCUGGGCUCCCCUGCCCACCUUCUGCAGCAGACAGAGGAUCAGCUGCCGUACACCCCCUCCCACCUGGAGCUGGGACCCUUCAUUGCUUUCUCGCCCCCCCUGGAAGAGGAUGACUAUCUCUGGGGGCUUGAGGGCGAGGGUGUAACAGACCUCUUUGAGACAUAUGACCUGGGAGACCUGCUGAAGCACUGAGUGUCCUCCAGUCCCCAUUGCCUUUGUUCCCUCCGGCCACUUGUGUCCUGAGCAUGUGGAAUCUGUGGGGUGACUGGAGAGAUUGGGGUAUGUUGGGGAGUACUGGGUUUUCUGAGGAUUGGGGGGAGAGGGGCCUUGUGUUGCUCACCCAGUGUGGCUUCUCUGCACUUUCCUGGGUUGGUUGUCACCUCACUGGGCUCUGAGAGUGCCUUGUGAUCCAUCCAGGACCCAUUCCAGCAUCCCCCAAUAAAUCCAUGGGGCACCGAUUCCCACCAUAAGCUCCCACCACCCUGGGCAUGCUGGUAGACUGGGAGUGCCUUUGGGUGCCCCACAUGGGUUAGGGGUGCCCUUGGGUGGCAGAGAAACUUCGUCCCAGAAUGGGCUGUGUCAUGGUUUGGGGUCAUUCCAGUUGCUCCUCAGUUAAACUGCUUCUUCACAGUCACAACAGGUCAUUUCCAGUGGCAUUUUCCCCACCACGGCUGGAAUAGCCUUAAAAAACCAUUGAGGCAGCAAAGCUGAAGUCAUCUUUGGAUGAGGGAAGGAUGAAGCUCUGGCAAAUCUCUAGCCUCAUUUGGAGCCAUAUUCCCUGAGGGGCUGCAGCCCCUCUGCCCCAGUGCACACCAGCUCCCUCCAGCCUCUUGGAGUUGCUGGUGCUGGCAGUAUCAAAACUGGAAUGUACUGGGAACAGGUAUGCCUGGGGGAGGCAGAGAGGGGCUUGGGAAACAGCUUGGGACAAGCCCUGGGACAUGGGGUAGGA